Molecule: messenger RNA, 7175 nt
Organism: Pygocentrus nattereri (red-bellied piranha)
Lineage: Eukaryota; Metazoa; Chordata; Actinopteri; Characiformes; Serrasalmidae
Gene: myh11a
Product: myosin, heavy chain 11a, smooth muscle
Exons: 42
Coding region: 175-6114 (1979 amino acids)
Cellular component (GO): myosin complex
Molecular function (GO): ATP binding; cytoskeletal motor activity; actin filament binding
Source: RefSeq, a predicted model, not a curated record
AAUGUGUUUGGCUGAGUGUUGGAGCAGUUUGGACUGUUAAGAUUUUGGAGAGCACAACAGGAGCCUCCACAUCCACAACUCUCCAAACCCAAACCAAAUCUGAACCCAAAUCCAAAUCAGAACCCCGAUCCUGAUCCACAUCCAGGUGACAGAUUGUCCUGAAACAGCAGAAAGAUGGCGAAGAAUACCAUGAGUGACGAUGAGAAGUUCCUCUUUACGGAUAAAGACUUUUUCAACAGCCCAGUGGCGCAGGCUGACUGGGCGGCCAAGAAGCUGGUGUGGGUUCCGUCAGAAAAACAUGGGUUCGAGGCUGCGAGCAUCAAGGAGGAGAAGGGUGACGAGGUGCUGGUGGAGCUGGUGGACAACGGCAAGAAGAUGACCGUUAACAAAGACGACAUCCAGAAGAUGAACCCUCCGAAGUUCAGUAAGGUGGAGGACAUGGCAGAACUCACCUGCCUGAACGAAGCUUCAGUUCUGCACAACCUGAGAGAGAGAUACUUCUCUGGACUCAUCUACACCUACUCCGGCCUCUUCUGCGUGGUGGUCAAUCCUUACAAAAUGCUUCCCAUCUACUCGGAGAAGAUCAUUGACAUGUACAAAGGCAAGAAGCGCCACGAGGUUCCACCUCACAUCUACUCCAUCACAGACAAUGCCUACAGGAGCAUGAUGCAAGAUCGUGAGGAUCAGUCCAUUCUCUGCACAGGUGAAUCAGGUGCUGGAAAGACGGAGAACACUAAGAAAGUGAUCCAGUACCUGGCGGUGGUAGCUUCAUCCCACAAAGGCAAGAAAGACACCAGUGCUCCACAUUCAGGACAACAGUUGGCCUAUGGGGAGCUGGAGAAGCAGCUUCUGCAGGCAAACCCAAUUUUGGAGGCUUUUGGUAACGCCAAGACCAUCAAGAAUGACAACUCAUCACGAUUUGGCAAAUUUAUCCGAAUUAACUUUGAUGUAACGGGAUACAUCGUUGGAGCCAACAUUGAAACCUACCUGCUGGAGAAGUCACGCUGUAUCAGACAGGCAAAGACAGAGAGAACUUUCCACAUUUUCUACUACAUGGUGGCAGGCGCAAAGGACAAGCUGCGUGAGGAGCUCCUGCUGGAGAGCUUCAGCAAUUACCGCUUCCUCGUGAAUGGCCACGUGCAGAUCCCAAGCCAACAAGAUGAUGAGAUGUAUGAAGAAACCAUGGAGGCUAUGAACAUUAUGAGCUUCAGCGAUGAGGAGAGAAUAGGCAUCCUCAAAGUGGUGUCCACUGUGCUGCAGUUGGGGAAUAUUGAGUUCAAGAAGGAGAGGAACCAGGAGCAGGCCACCAUGCCUGAUAACACCGCUGCCCAGAAGGUGUGUCAUCUCUCAGGCAUCAACGUGACAGACUUCACCAGAGCUAUUCUGACCCCUCGUAUCAAAGUGGGUCGUGAGGUUGUACAGAAGGCCCAGACCAAAGAACAGGCUGAUUUUGCAGUUGAGGCUCUGGCCAAAGCCACGUAUGAGCGUUUGUUCCGCUGGAUCCUGGGCCGGGUCAACAAGGCACUGGACAAGACGAAACGACAGGGAGCUUCCUUCUUGGGCAUCUUGGACAUUGCUGGCUUUGAAAUCUUUGAGGACAACUCGUUUGAGCAGCUGUGCAUUAACUACACCAACGAGAAGCUCCAGCAGCUCUUCAACCACACCAUGUUCAUCCUGGAGCAGGAGGAGUACCAGCGUGAGGGUAUUGAGUGGAACUUCAUCGACUUUGGCCUUGACCUGCAGCCCUGCAUUGAGCUGAUUGAAAGGCCGAACAACCCCCCAGGUAUCCUGGCCCUGCUGGAUGAAGAGUGCUGGUUCCCCAAGGCCACAGACAUCUCCUUCGUAGAGAAACUCACAAAUACUCAUGUCAAUCAUAUCAAAUUUGCUAAACCAAAGCAGCUGAAGGACAAGACUGAGUUUUCUGUGCUUCAUUAUGCUGGAAGGGUUGAUUAUAAUGCUGUAGCGUGGCUCACCAAGAACAUGGACCCACUGAAUGAUAACGUCACUUCUCUGCUCAACAACUCGUCCAGCCAGUUCGUGCAGGACUUGUGGAAGGAUGUGGAUCGAGUUGUUGGGCUGGAGACGAUCGCUAAGAUGUCUGACAGUUCCAUGCCAAGUUCCUCAAAGACAAAGAAGGGGAUGUUCCGUACUGUCGGCCAGCUGUAUAAAGAAUCCCUGGCCAAGCUGAUGACCACUCUGCACAACACACAGCCGAACUUUGUCCGCUGCAUCAUCCCCAACCACGAGAAGAGGGCAGGGAAGCUGGACGCUCACCUGGUUCUGGAGCAGCUCAGGUGUAAUGGUGUGCUGGAAGGUAUCAGGAUCUGCAGGCAGGGCUUCCCCAACCGCAUCGUCUUCCAGGAGUUUAGACAACGGUAUGAAAUUCUGGCAGCUAACGCGAUUCCUAAAGGAUUCAUGGACGGUAAACAAGCCUGCAUCUUAAUGAUUAAGCACCUGGAUCUAGACCCUAACUUGUUCCGAAUCGGGCAGAGUAAGAUCUUUUUCCGGACCGGAGUUCUGGCCCAGCUGGAGGAGGAGAGGGACCUGAAGAUCACUGUCAUCAUCAUCGCCUUCCAGGCCCAGGCCAGGGGCUUCCUCGCCAGAAAGGCAUUCGCUAAGAGGCAGCAGCAGCUGACAGCUAUGAGGGUGAUCCAGAGGAACUGUGCAGCGUACCUCAAACUCAGGAACUGGCAGUGGUGGAGACUCUUCACUAAGGUGAAGCCUCUGCUGCAGGUGACUCGUCAGGAGGAGGAGUUAAGCCUGAAGGAGGAGGAGCUUCUAAAAGCCAAAGAAUCCUCCCAGAAAUAUGAGACAGAGCUGAAGGACAUCAUACUGAAGCACACACAGAUGCUGGAGGAGCGUAAUGCUCUGCAGGAGCAGCUCCAGGCUGAGACAGAGCUCUAUGCUGAAGCUGAGGAGAUGAGGGUGCGCUUAGCUGCAAAAAAGCAGGAGCUGGAGGAGAUCCUGCACGAGAUGGAGGCGCGGCUGGAGGAGGAGGAGGACCGCAGCGCCGCCCUGCAGGUGGAAAAGAAGAAAAUGCAGCAGCAGAUCCAGGAACUGGAGGAACAUCUGGAGGAGGAGGAAGACGCUCGGCAGAAGCUACAGCUGGAGAAGGUGACCUGUGAGGGAAAAAUAAAGAAGCUGGAGGACGACAUCUUAGUGAUGGAGGACCAGAACAACAAAUUGCUGAAGGAGAGGAAGCUUCUAGAAGAGCGAGUGGCUGAUUUCAGUGCUAAUCUGGCUGAAGAGGAGGAGAAAUCUAAAAACCUCACCAAACUCAAGAACAAACAUGAGUCAAUGAUCUCCGAACUGGAAGUACGGCUGAAGAAGGAGGAGAAGACGCGUCAGGAGCUGGAUAAAGCGAAGAGGAAGCUGGAAGCGGAGUCUAAUGACCUUCAGGAGCAGAUUGCUGACCUUCAGGCUCAAAUUGCAGAACUGAAGGCCCAACUGGCCAAAAAAGAGGAGGAGCUACAGGCUGCUCUUGCACGGCUGGAAGAUGAGAUGGCUCAGAAGAACAACGCUCUGAAGAAGAUCCGUGAGUUGGAGGGCGUCAUCUCAGACCUGCAGGAGGAUCUGGAGUCAGAACGUGCCGCCCGGAAUAAAGCAGAGAAAACAAAGAGGGAUCUUGGGGAGGAGCUGGAGGCACUGAAGUCCGAAUUAGAAGACACGCUGGACACCACGGCAACACAGCAGGAGCUCAGGGCGAAGCGUGAGCAGGAGGUGACUCUGCUGAAGAAGGCGAUGGAGGAGGAGAGCCGCUGUCAUGAAUCUCAGGUUCAGGAGAUGAGACAGAAACACACGCAGGCUGUGGAGGAGCUCACGGAACAGCUGGAGCAGGCCAAGAGGGUGAAGUCUAACCUGGAGAAGGCGAAGCAGGCCCUGGAGAAGGAGACAUCAGAGAUGACAGUGGAGAUACGCUCGCUAACGCAGGCCAAACAGGACGUAGAACACAAGAGGAAGAAAGUGGAGGGUCAGCUGACAGACCUGCAGGCACGCUUCACCGACAGCGAGAAACAGAAGGCGGAGCUCGGAGACCGAGUGGCAAAGAUCACAGUUGAGCUGGAGAGUGUAACUAAUCUCCUGAAUGAAGCUGAGGGGAAGAACAUCAAACUGAACAAAGAUGUGGCCAGCCUCACCUCGCAGGUCCAGGACACACAGGAGCUCUUGGCAGAGGAGACAAGGCAGAAACUGCAGUUUUCCACCAAACUGCGUCAGAUGGAGGACGAGCGGAACAGCCUGCAGGAACAGCUGGAGGAAGAGACGGAGGCCAAGAGGAACGUAGAGAGACACGUUUCCACCCUCAACAUACAGUUGUCAGACUUUAAGAAGAAGCUGGAGGAGAUGGCGGGUAAUGUGGAACUCCUGGAGGAGGGAAAGAAGCGUCUGCAGAGAGACCUCGAGGCAUCUAAUACACAGUUUGAGGAAAAGGCGGCUGCGUAUGAUAAGCUGGAAAAGACCAAGAACCGCCUGCAGCAGGAGCUGGAGGACAUCCUGAUGGAUCUGGACAACCAGAGGCAGCUUGUGUCCAACCUGGAGAAGAAACAGAAGAAAUUUGACCAGAUGCUGGCGGAGGAGAAGAGUAUCUCCAGUAAGUAUGCUGAGGAGCGCGACCGUGCGGAGGCGGAAGCACGGGAGAAGGAGACGAAGGCGUUGUCUUUAGCCCGAGCACUGGAGGAGGCACAGGACGCUCGAGAGGAACUGGAGAGAGCUAAUAAAGCCCUGAGGGUUGAGAUGGAGGACCUUGUUAGCUCCAAGGAUGAUGUGGGCAAGAACGUUCAUGAGCUGGAGAAGUCUAAGCGUAGUCUGGAGGCUCAGGUGGAGGAGAUGAAGACCCAACUGGAGGAGCUGGAAGAUGAGCUGCAGGCGGCUGAAGAUGCUAAACUGCGCCUGGAAGUCAACAUGCAGGCUCUGAAAGCUCAGUUUGAGCGUGACUUGCAGGGCAGAGAUGAGCAGGGAGAGGAGAAGAGGAAGCAGCUCUUCAAACAGGUUCGUGAGCUGGAGACCGAGUUGGAGGAUGAGCGUAAACAGAGAGCUGCCAUGGCCGCCUCCAAGAAGAAGAUGGAGGGAGAUUUGAAGGACCUGGAGAGUCAGAUCGACACAGCCAAUAAGGGCAGAGAUGAGGCCAUUAAACAGCUGCGCAAACUCCAGGCCCAAAUGAAGGACUUCCAGAGGGAACUGGAAGAAGCCCGAGCAGCCCGAGAAGAAGUUCUGUCCUCAGCAAAGGAGAAUGAGCGGAAGGCUAAGAACCUGGAAGCUGAGUUGAUGCAGCUACAGGAGGACUUGGCUGCGGCAGAGAGAGCGAAGAAGCAGGCCGAAGCAGAGCGUGAUGAACUGGCGGAUGAGCUGGCGAGCAACGCAUCUGGAAAGUCAGCGCUGAGUGAUGAGAAGCGACGUCUGGAGGCGAAGAUUGCUCAGCUGGAGGAGGAGCUGGAGGAGGAGCAGGGCAACAUGGAGAUGCUGAAUGACCGUCUGAGGAAGAGCGCCCAGCAGGUUGACCAGCUGACCAAUGAACUGCAGACAGAGCGCUCCACCUCGCAGAAGAACGAGAGUGCUCGGCAGCAGAUGGAGAGACAGAACAAAGAGCUGAAGACCAAACUGCAGGAGAUGGAGAACCAGGUCAAAUCCAAGUUUAAAUCCUCUAUCUCCGCCCUGGAGGCCAAGGUGGCUCAACUGGAGGAGCAGUUAGAGCAGGAGAACAGGGACAAACAGGCCUCAGCUAAGACGAUGCGUCAGAAAGAGAAGAAGCUGAAGGACCUGAUGAUCCAGGUGGAAGACGAGAGGAAGCAGGCAGAGCAGUACAAAGACCAGGCGGAUAAGGCGAACGCCCGCGUUAAGCAGCUGAAGCGUCAGCUGGAGGAGAGUGAGGAAGAGUCUCAGCGGAUCACAGCCGCCCGCAGGAAGCUGCAGAGGGAGCUGGACGAGGCCAUGGAGACAAACGAUGCCAUGUCUCGAGAGGUCAACUCACUCAAGAGCAAACUCAGGCGCGGUAACGAGCCGUCCUUCAGCAGCACUACCAGACGCGCAGGCGGCCGCAGGGUGGUGGAGACCGCCGACGCUGCUGAGGACGACGCAGACAUGCAGGGUGACUACAACGGCACCAAAUCCGGAGAAUAGGGGCAUCACCCCCUCUCCCUCCCCCUCCCCCCUUAGCCUACUCCUGCCACCCUAACUCACUGUUUCAAACUCAAUGUCUGUUUAUGAGAAACCACAGAAUAUCAGAUUGUAAUUAUGUUUGACUCGUUUAGCUGCAAAAUCUGCUUUUUAUUCCCUUUGUCAGCACCUCCAUUUCUGAACGCUUCACUCGGACACUGUAAAAAUGAUUUAAUUUGUCAUUUUGAAUCAUUAAUACGGAGGGAGGGUGAUAAAAUCAAGUGAUAAAAUCAGGUGGUCAGUAAGAUCCACUUGACCAAAGUGACUUGCUUUAUGCUAUCACCUGCUUUGUCUUACACAGCAGACACUUUUUAAAUCUUAACAUUGAAGCAGCAGGUUCUCCUGUUCUGUCCUGCAGAGUUAUACUUGUAGUGUCCAGCACCGGCCUGUAAGAUUAUAUUCGGCACACUGGUAGUAAUUUGUAGUAAUGCUAGCGAUAAAGAGUCAGUCUGUCUGGUGGUUUCGAGCCUUCAGUGACCAUUUAAACGCUUUCCGUGAGACGGAGUGAAGCUUCGCACCACCAAACAGGAAGACUAGCAGUUCUUUUCUGAGCUCAUGACCUUUUUUUCCUUUUUUAUUUUCAAACUGUAUUUUGUUCCUUUAAAGAGCUAUUAGUGGAAAUAACACACGAGCCAGGUCAGUUCUAUAGCACUUUAUGAUCACUUUUAAUCUAUGCAGUCGAGUAUUUUACCAAAGAGUGUUGUGUUCUGCUGUCAGAACAACAGUGAACCAAAAUAAUAAACAUAUUUUAUUCUUCAGCACAGUAUAUUUAUAUAUUUUUAGAAAUUCCUGUUUGGAUAGUUUAAAGGCCUGUUUAGAUCCUAAUGGGUGUUUUAGUCCUGAUUAAAAUUUCAAAAUGUUUAUCCUCUAAAAGCACCUCCUUUAAGACCCUGAUACUAUUUUUUCAGACCCCUCCACUCGUCACCAAAAUGUAAUCUAGGGUUCUUAUCAGAACUGUUAUUUCACUUUUAUCUAUUCAUUUGUGAAACCACUUGCACAUUGAAAUAAAGUGUGGAAGAAACCGA